Molecule: messenger RNA, 1550 nt
Organism: Amaranthus tricolor (Joseph's coat)
Lineage: Eukaryota; Viridiplantae; Streptophyta; Magnoliopsida; Caryophyllales; Amaranthaceae
Exons: 1
Coding region: 142-843 (233 amino acids)
Biological process (GO): blue light signaling pathway
Source: RefSeq, a predicted model, not a curated record
GAAAUGACGUGUUAAUAAACACCCCCAACCAUUCUUCUCCCUCCAUAGCUUUUAUUCAUCCACACACCUUUCAUUUCAUUCUUCUUCAUAAAAAUCACAAAAACCUAUAAGUUUUAUCAUCGAAAACCUUAAUUUUUCUUCAUGGAUUCCAUUAAAGAAAAGGAACCCACAAUGCAAACUCAUGUUAAAAUCCAAGAAAUUCAUCAAAAACCCACUUUGAAUCAACCAAAAACAAGUGAGUAUGAAGCUUUUCAAGUAAAAACCCAAGAAAUUCAUCCAAAACCCACUUUGAAUCAACAAAGAACAAAUGGGUAUGAAGCUUUUCAUGUUAAAACCCAAGAAAUUCAUCCAAAACCCACUUUGAAUCAACAAAAAACAAAUGGGUAUGAAGCUUUUCAAGUUAAAAGCCAAGAAAUUCAUCAAAAACCCACUUUGAAUCAACAAAAAAUAACUGGGUAUGAAGUUUUACAAAGUGAAAAUCAUGAUCAUCAAAAUCAACAACAACAACAACAGAAGAAACCCAUUGAUAGUAAGAUUGAAGAACCCAUGAACACCAUAGAAACCCAUCUAAGUUUUGAUGGUGGGAAAGAAGAACAAAAAAUGGAGAUCAAUGGAGGAAUUUUAGGGCCAAGAGAAAGAUUGAAGAGACAUAGAACAGAAGUAGCAGGACAAGUAUGGAUUCCUGACAUGUGGGGGCAAGAAGACUUUCUCAAGGAUUGGAUUGAUUGUACUUCAUUUGAUGCUUCUUUGGUACCUCAAAACAUCAUGUUAGCUCGAGCUUCAUUAAUGGAGGAAGGAAGAAGAUCAAGUUCAAAUACUCUGAGAGUAGAAAAUAGUUGUUAGAUUAUUGUUUUGAUCUUCAUUUUCCCAUUUUUGGGAGCUCAUUUGAGGUGUUAAUAUGAAGUUAUUGUUUGAAGAACAAGAAGCAACUCAAAGGGCUAUUAUCAGAACAAUUAACAAUCUCUUUUGUAAAGGCUAUAGAAAAAUCGAUCUCAACGACAGCAGAAAAUGAUUUAUUGGUUUAUAAUAUCAGACUUUAAUUGUGUGAGUUGAUCUUUGAGAUUGUUGUUGUUUUAUACGGGCUACGAUUUAUUUGCCCUAUAAAUUGAGAGAUUAUUAUUAUUAUUAUUAUUAUUAUUUGUGUUAAUUAUUGUUUCUAUUUAAACAUAAGUAUAUACUUAAUAGAAGUAUUUAUUUAUAUGUUCUUCAUUUGCUUGAGAUUAAGAUGUGACAAGAUCUUUUAUACCUUCAAUGUUCUCUUAUUGGGGCGUGAUUGGUACCUUUCAUGCAAAAGGAAUUUGAUAUUGUGAUUUGGUCAAUGAUGGUUGGUUUUUUUCUUCUAUUUUAUGCAAGAUUAUGACUUGAAUUUUGUGUAUUAUAAUUAUAUUUGGGUGUUAAAUUAUUUUUUGUGGUGAUAAGAUGAAUGAUUUACUAAAUGGUGCAAUAAGUUCAUGUAACUAUUGCUUGAUAGUGAUUAAGGAGUUCUUAAUUUAGUAUACUUCUAAUUUCAAUGCUACAAUCGUUGUAACAGCUAUUCAUCAAUUGAUCUU